Messenger RNA from Caenorhabditis elegans, 2076 nucleotides. RefSeq names its product Inner centromere protein ARK-binding domain-containing protein (gene icp-1). Bases 5 to 1873 code for a protein of 622 amino acids. The record is from RefSeq and is marked reviewed. Lineage: Eukaryota; Metazoa; Nematoda; Chromadorea; Rhabditida; Rhabditidae. The transcript has 5 exons.
AAAGAUGCCACCAAAAAAGCGCGCAGUCUCGCGAAAGCCAGCCGAGCCCACCAUCAAACUGUUUUCGAGUAUCCCGAAAAUUUCGUCGAUAUUCGAUGAAGUAAGCGAGGCUCAUGACGACGCGGCUGCAAAAGUUUUCGCAGAUCUGUACAAGAGGAUGUCCUCGAUCACAGAAGAACUGGCCACGCCUCAAUUCUCGGCGGAACAGCUAUUAAAUGCCGUCCUAAAACCCGGACGCAUUGAUGCUGAGUUUGUUGAGUUGAUUUCAAGACAGAAAGCGAAACCCGCUCAACCGUCCAGUUCAAGUCACCGCGGAGAUGAUGAUAUGGAAACCGACGAAGUCGAGACAGAUCAAGCAGGACCCAUCACUCCACGAGCCGGCUCAGUAGCGACUGAUGGUGAUUUCGAAGAGGACAUAUUGCCAGUCACGUUGAAGCGCAUGCAGCAAAUGAGCAUAUCCAAAAAGAAGACCGAAGGAAGCAUCUCACGAAAUGCAGCGUACAGUGGCACUCCUCGCAGAAAUCCACCGCGUGAGGCUCACAAUCAAGCUACUCCGCGCAACAUUUUCUCGUCAACACCUGGACGUAUGGCAGGAACUCCCGGCCGUGCAGCUGUGGUUCCAAGGACGCCCCAUCGUGUGAUUCCGUUCAAUGAUGCAGAAAAAGAUCCGAAUGCAAGGAUGAAGCAUGCUGAUGAGCUCCGGAUGAAAGAGCUCGAGAAGAAAAGGGAGAAAGCACGGAAGGACGAGGAGAAGCGGAAUGCUGUCAUGGAGCGCAGAAAAGAGCAGGAAAGAGUUCGUCAGGAAAAGCUCGACCAGUUGAAGCAAAAGGAAGAGCGUAAUGCUAAUUUGGCGAAACUUCACAACAGUGCAAAGUCGCCAACAAGAGCUCGUUUGAUGCAAGACCAUGCUCCAAACAAGGCUGCAAGUAGAAAAAUCUUCCCAACGGCGGAAAGCACAUCCACUCCUGGUCGAGGCCCUGCUAAGAAGGGAAAAGUUGAGAUUCUAAUUGGCUCAGAUGGACAGAAGACUGCUCCUGUGGCUCAGCCGACCGUUGAACUAUCGCCUUCCCGAGAAUUGCAACGAAACGGUAGCCGGCAAGUCAAAAUGGAGCCGAUGAGCUGUGAUGAUUCAACUCCACCGGCGCGUCAACAUAAACCAAAGGCGAAAGCGACGAAACGAUCGGCCCACGCAGCUUCGUCUUCUACAUCAAAUGUUGAAGCUGCUGCCGCACUUGCCGCUCUUCAGGAACAGCAACGUAUUCAGCUGGAACAGGAGCAGUAUCUGCUACAGUUAGCAGAAGAUGAACGACGAAAGCGGGAGCAGAAGGAAAUGAAAGAGAAAGCGGAGAAGGAGCGUCAACUCAGAGCUCGAGAAGAGCAGGAGCAUUUUCUGGCCGUUCAGAGAGAAGAGCAAGCUCAGCUGGAGAAGCAAAGAGAGCGAGAAGAGGCAGAGCUCCAGGCAACACUCGCAAGAUGCGCGGAGAAACAAGCUCGUCAGGAAGCUCUUCGAAAAACGCCACCACCUGCAGCCUACGAAAUGACUCCGCCACGUACCUAUCAAAACAACUCAAAGAAUGACUAUGGUUUGAACGAUCUUAACAGUGAUGACGAGACAGAUCAAGAAGAUGAUCCACGCAAAGAUGUCCCGGCUUGGGCCGAAUUCGCAGUUGUCCGUGAGAAUGUCAGAAGACAUGCCAUUAAUCCACCAUUCGACGUGGCUCAAUUCUUCGGAUCGAUUGGAAAGCCAAAUCUAAAGGAAAUCUUUAGUGAUGCUGUCAAAGUCAAGAAGCGCGGAUCGUCAGCAGUGUGGAAAAAGAGUCCAUCAACGUUAAACACGUCGUCUCGCACAAUUCUUCAAGACAUUUCGGAAUGAUGUUGUACCGAAGCAGCUUACAUCGCCAGGAGUCGCUCCAGCAUGCGACAUAAUCUUUUUUCAAAAAUUGUAAAAUGUUUUUAUAUUUCGUAUUGAGUUAUUUUUUAUUUUCAAUGUUUCCCCCUUUUUAACGGAGAAUACAAAAACUCCAUCGGCCCUAACUUUACAUUAAAUUUUUUUUUCGCUGUAAAUAAUAAUUCUUC